CUGCGGAACUGCGUUUUACCAAUUCAGCUGUAAAAACGUUGCAAAAUAUUUGUAAAAAUAUAAGGAAGUAAAGAAGGAGCUAAACAACUACGCGAAACUACGUGAACGCAGCGAGGAACCCAAGCGCAGCGCGGCUCAAGCCAAAAGGCAUUUAAAAUGGCUGACGAGUAUAUGCCAGAUGUCAGCUUGAUGGACACAAUUGUGCCCGCCAUACUGGGACUCACCGCAGCCGCAGUGCUCUCGACUGUGGCCUGCAUCUGUGCCCGGCAGAUGCGCAUACGGAACAAGAAGCAGAACCAGCACGAUGCGUCGUUCCCGUUCCAGCCGACGCGCCGUCCGACCGCAGUUCGUUCGCCGAGUGGCCAGCCGCCGCACUAUCUGAAGAAGUCGCCAUCGCCCACCGGGGGCAAGCAAAUGGGCCUGCUCUCGCCCAUGCAGGAUCAGUCGACGUCGCCGACAGCACCGCAGAACAUGAAGUACGCCGAGGAGGACGAGGUGUCGCAGCAGGCGCAGCUGGCCCAGCAGCAGCACCACUCCAACAAGCUGAAUGUGGUCGACAAUGCCAAGCACCACAAUCAGCACCACUCGCCGGUGGAGACCAUUGCCAAUGGCAAUGUGACCAUCACUCUGGACGAGACGCUGACCAACGGCAAGGAGCUGACCGUCACUGAUCAGUACGGAAAGCUGGGCACCAUUUACUUCAAGCUGCGCUACCUGGCUGAACGAAACGCUCUCAUGGUCUCCAUCAUACGCUGCCGCGGACUGCCCUGCAAGGGUGGGGCCGGCGGCACCGGCGAUAUACCCACUGGCAUGAAUGGACGCACUCAGGCAGCCACCGAUCCGUAUGUGAAGCUGCAGCUGCUGCCGGACAAGCAGCACAAGGUGAAGACCCGCGUGGUGCGCAACACCCGGAAUCCGGUUUAUGACGAGGACUUCACAUUCUACGGCUUGAACAUGAACGAUCUGCAAAACAUGAGCCUGCACUUUGUCAUACUCAGCUUCGAUCGCUACUCGCGCGACGAUGUCAUCGGCGAGGUUGUCUGCCCAUUGUCCUCCAUCGAGAUUGGCGACAUAUCCAAGGAAGCGCUCUCCAUCAGCAAGGAAAUACAGCCACGCAGCCUGAAGAUACGCGCCCAGGGACGCGGCGAGCUCCUCAUCUCGCUCUGCUGGCAGCCGGCCGCCGGACGCCUAACUGUCGUCUUGUUGAAGGCCCGCAAUUUGCCUCGCAUGGAUGUCACCGGCCUUGCUGAUCCCUACGUCAAGAUCUACUUGCUCUACAACGGCCAGCGCAUAGCCAAGAAGAAGACCCAUGUCAAGAAACGCACGCUCAGUCCGGUCUUUAAUGAGAGCUUUGCUUUUGAUAUUCCAGCUGCAGAGGGCACUGGCGCCACAUUGGAGGGCGUCUCAUUGGAGCUGAUGCUACUCGACUGGGAUCGCGUGACCAAGAAUGAGGUUAUUGGACGCCUAGAGCUGGGAGGACCCAAUUCGAGCAGCACCGCUUUGAACCACUGGAACGAAGUUUGCAAUUCGCCACGUCGCCAAAUUGCCGAAUGGCACAAAUUGAACGAGUGAAAUGCUUGAGCUGUAUCAAUUUUCAGGGGCAGCGACCUGGCGCUGGCGCCGCCUACCCAACCACAACAACCAAUAAUAACAACAACAACUUUAUAAAA
This is a messenger RNA of Drosophila navojoa, 1670 nucleotides long. RefSeq names its product Synaptotagmin 4 (gene Syt4). The record is from RefSeq and is a predicted model, not a curated record. Gene Ontology annotation, biological process: vesicle fusion; calcium ion-regulated exocytosis of neurotransmitter. Gene Ontology annotation, molecular function: calcium ion binding; clathrin binding; SNARE binding. NCBI's taxonomy places the organism in Eukaryota, Metazoa, Arthropoda, Insecta, Diptera, Drosophilidae. Gene Ontology annotation, cellular component: synapse; exocytic vesicle; axon.